This is a messenger RNA of Alosa sapidissima (American shad), 5538 nucleotides long. It is a transcript of the gene ldlrb, whose product is annotated as low density lipoprotein receptor b. The record is from RefSeq and is a predicted model, not a curated record. Gene Ontology annotation, molecular function: protein binding; calcium ion binding. The transcript is spliced from 18 exons. NCBI's taxonomy places the organism in Eukaryota, Metazoa, Chordata, Actinopteri, Clupeiformes, Clupeidae. The coding region runs from base 229 to 2877 and encodes 882 amino acids.
AGAAAAUUAAAUUUCACUUGGCAUGACAGUAAGGUAGGUACAUGUCCUCACCCUACCUCUGUAAGAGUUCACUGCUUUUACCUACGUUUUAGUAGUUUCCCCAAAGCUGCAUCACUUUAGUCUAGUGCUUUAACCGGCACGCCGGUGUACACGCGCCACAACUGUCACUUUGUGAAAGCAGAAGAUUUGAUAUCUUCCAGCAUCCCACCGAAUUUGCUAACCGGAGAGAUGUCUUUGCCGAAUUGGAUAAGGAGCUUCAGGUUUACGCUGUCCCUGGUCUUCUUGGUCUACUCUAUUGCUGAAACACGGGCCAUUACGUGCACCUCCACGCAGUUCCAGUGUGGUAACGGAAAGUGCAUCACCUCACGAUGGGUGUGUGACGGAUCGGACGACUGCGGCGACAGAACUGACGAGCUGGAAGCCACCUGCCAGAACAAGACGUGCAUGCCAAACCAGUUCAGCUGCGGCGGACGUCUCAACCAGUGCGUGCCGUCCGGUUGGCGUUGCGACGGCAAGGGCGACUGCGAGAACGGCGCGGACGAGGAGGGCUGUGUCCCGAGGACGUGCUCUGACGACGAGUUCCGCUGCACCAGCGGUCAGUGCGUGGCGGUGGCCUUCGUCUGCGACGAGGAGCACGACUGCGAGGACGGCAGCGACGAGGCCUCCUGCCCGGCUCCCACCUGCCGCCCGGGCUCCUUCCAGUGCAACAACUCCGUGUGCGUGCCGCGCCUGUGGGCGUGCGACGGCGACGCCGACUGCGCCGACGGCUCGGACGAGUGGCCGCAGAACUGCGCCUCACAGCCCGCCGCGCCCACCCGGCCGCCCUGCUCGUCACAGGAGUUCCACUGCGCCAGCGGCGAGUGCGUGCACGCCAGCUGGAGGUGCGACGGCGGUGCCGACUGCCUGGACUCCUCGGAUGAGGUCAACUGCACACAUGUGACCUGCCGGCCAGAUGAGUUCCAGUGUAACGACGGCACGUGUAUCCAUGGCAGCCUCCAGUGUGAUGGAGACUACAACUGCAAAGAUCUGAGCGAUGAGAUGGGCUGUCUGACCAGGACUGCUUGCGAAGGCCCAGACAAGUUCAAGUGUCGCACAGGGGAGUGCAUCAGCAUGGACAAGGUGUGUGACAAGAACCGCGACUGCAGGGACUGGUCCGACGAGCCUCUCAAGGAGUGUGGUAACAACGAGUGUCUGACCAACAAUGGAGGCUGCUCCCAUACCUGCAACGAUCUGAAGGUGGGCUACGAGUGCCUCUGCCCCACUGGGUUCCAUCUGGUCGACAAGAAGUGUGAAGACAUCAAUGAAUGUGACAACCCAGACACCUGCAGCCAGAGGUGCAUCAACACCGAGGGCAGCUACAAGUGUGACUGCUACGAGGGCUACGAAAUGGACUCGGUGACCAAAGAGUGCAAGGCAAUCGCAGGUAGUGUUCCCUAUCUGUUCUUCACCAACCGCCACGAGGUCAGGAAGAUGACGCUGGACAAGCGGGAGUACACGCGUCUGAUUCCCAGCCAGAAGAACGUGGUUGCCCUGGAUAUGGACAUGCCCAACAAGAAGAUCUUCUGGUCUGACCUGAGCCAGAAGAAGAUCUACAGCGCUCUGAUGGACUCGGCUGGAAGCCCCUCCCAGCACAGCACGGUCAUCGACAGUGACAUCCAGGCACCCGAGGGACUGGCCAUCGACUGGAUCCACGGCAACAUCUACUGGACCGACAGCGCGUACGGCACCAUCUCCGUGGCGACCACCAGCGGCGCCAAAAGGAUGACCCUGAUCCGAGAGGACUUGAAAAAGCCCCGCGCCAUCGUGGUCGACCCGGCAACCAACUUCAUGUACUGGACCGACUGGGGAAAUCCUGCCAAGAUCGAGAAAAGUGGUCUUAAUGGAGCCGGUCGCAUCGCCCUGGUUACCGACAACAUCCUCUGGCCCAAUGGCCUGACCCUGGACAUGGUGAGCCAGAGGUUGUACUGGGUCGACUCAAAGAUGCACACGCUGUCCAGCAUCAGCGUGCAGGGAGCUGGACGCCACACGCUCAUUUCCAACGCCGAGAAACUGGCCCAUCCCCUGUCCCUCGCCGUCUAUGAGGAGAAGGUAUUUUGGACGGAUGUGCACAACAAAAAUAUCAUGAGUGCCAAUCGGCUGACAGGAAAUGACAUCACCGAGGUGGUGGAGGGUCUCCACUCUCCUGAGGAUAUUAUGCUGUACCACAACCUCAAGCAGCCUGCCGGCAAAAACUGGUGCACUGAGGGCAACCUGGUGAACGGCGGCUGUGAGUUCCUGUGCCUGCCGGCACCACACAUCAGCGAGCACUCCCCCAAGUACACCUGCGCCUGUCCCGAUCACAUGGCCCUCGGCCCCGACAUGAGGAAGUGUGUAGCGGCGCCCAAGCCCAAGCCCAUGACGACCAAAGCUCCAGCCCCCAAAGCCAAACCUACAGAGGAGAUGCCCCCUGUGCAGCCUGUCGACACCACCCCUGCGCCCCCUCCAGCCGCGCCCACACCUGCCACCUCCACGCCGUCCGCACCGCGCAAACUCCCCGUGAACCCAGACACCAACGAGGUGGCAGGAGCGGGCACCAAGACCGAGAUCCCGGCAGAAGAAGGCACCAAUAAUGGAUACGUUGCUGUUGCCAGUACUGGCAGGUCCUCCACCGCUGCUUUGUACAUUGUGAUCCCAAUAGUGGUCAUGUGUCUGGUGGUGUUUGGCGGGGUGCUGAUGUGGAGACACUGGAGGCUCAGGAACACAAACACCAUUCACUUUGACAACCCCGUGUACCAGAAGACCACGGAGGACGAGGUGCACAUCUGCAGGAAGAACAGCCAGGACGGCUACAUCUACCCCUCGAGGCAGAUGGUGAGCCUGGAUGAAGAUUUUGCCUGAUGCCUGCCAAGUUUGACGGCUCACAUUUGAAGGAAAACAAAGUCCACUGACAAUUGCUGCUUAAUGUUACAUCACUUUAAUCUCUCUCUUCACUCUGUGGAGAAGGGGCUUGACCUCAUCACUGUGGUACCCGCUGUCCAGUCCAAACCCAGACGUUCCAAAUGAAAUCCCUGAUUGGGGCCAGUGUGAGCUUUCUUUUUCUGUUGUUGUUUUCUUGUUGUUUUCUUGUUGUUGUUGUUGUUUUUUACAUUACCUGAUGGAAUGAUCUGAUGUCUCAGAUUUCCUAUGAAGGACCAAUGCUCAGACAUAUAAAACGAUUGACGAAAUAGUUUUAAUGGAACACGUUGAGCAAAAAAUGGUAAAGAACCUUAGAACAUAGAGCUGGAAUUAUAUGUACAAUGGGUGACUUUGUCACACACUGAGAGAAUUCUAGAUCAAAGAAUGUUACUUUUUGUUCGUUCAGCGCUAUCUUUUGCUCCUGAAGUUACAUUACACUUUUGAGAGGUCUGUGAAGGAGCAUGACUUGCACUAUAGAAAUGUCUCUUCGUCAAGCAAACCGAUUGUGAAUGAUCUUACUAGUCAGCGAAGGCUUUUUUUUUAAAUUGUUAUUGAAGGAAUGGAGGUGGAUGAAGUCAGUACUUAUUAAAUUAUAUUAGUGUAGGCGCACCUUUGCACUUCAAGCCCCUUAACCUUUCAUAAGGUACAGGUUUGGAAAAUCUCACAAGCCUUAAGAACUCCUUAACAUGGUCAUGUCACUCUCCUGAUUAGAACGGUCUGUGAUGGUCUGUGAUGUCCACAGCACAUGGUUGUAUCUGUGCCUUGCUUCCAUAGUCCAGCAUUUGCUUUCCAGUGUGGCAUCACAUGAGGUGACCAUCACAUCUGUGUUGUUCCUACCCUCUUGUCCAUCCUUGUGCGAAUGAAUUGAAACACGUUAUCAGCAAUCUGACAACGGAGGAUGAAUCUAUUCUUUUCUCGUUUUAAAGCCUCACUUGUCUUGUGAGGGUCAUUUUUACAUUCCAGGACACAUUAUGUCUGGGCAUUAUUUGCCGCUUGCCUACCACAAUUUCCCUAGUUUUUUUUGCCGGACAGGACCCUGUCUCUCAUGACCACAAUUUCCCUAGUGUUUUUGGCAAAGUGGACUGUGGCCCUUUCGUCAGGUUUUUUUUUUUUUUUUUUUUUUGCUCCAGUUUAUUUGCACAAGGGUGCCUCUCACCUGCCAGCCACCACAGCACACCUCCGUGGCUGUGUGUGUAGUAAUAGUGUGUAGCUCUGCUUCAACACACUCAGGUGUGCAACACCUCCGUGGCUGUGUGUGUAGUAAUAGUGUGUAGCUCUGCUUCCAUGGCUGUGUGUGUAGCUCUGCUUCGACACCCUCAGGUGUGCACACCUAUGUGGCUGUGUGUAGUAAUAGUGUGUAGCUCUGCUUCGAAACACUCAGGUGAGAACACCUCCGUGGCAGUGUGUAGCAAUAGUGUGUAGCUCUGCUUCGACACACUCAGGUGUGCACACCUCCGUGGCUGUGUAUAGUAGUUUGUGUAGCUCUGCUUCGACACACUCAGGUGUGCACACCUCCGUGGCUGUGUGUAGUAGUGUGUGUGUAGCUCUGCUUCGACACACUCAGGGCUUUUUACAGGUACGCUGUUGAGCAGGGCUAGUUUCACACUUGUGCUGAGACUACCCACAAUGCAGUGGGCCAGCAUUUUCUUUUCACUCAUUGUUACGUCCAUCAGUACAUAUUAUUCCUCAUAUUCUAUGCUAUAUACAAAUGACCGCCUGAUAAUCUCAUGACAUGAAUUAUUUCAUGUUGAGAGUGUGUAAAGUAUGUAAAAAGAUGUUGUAAGUAUGUACAUAAUUUGUUGUUCCCCAUUUUAGCGUGGUGGUGUCCAUUGAAGUUUUUAAACCUUAAAUACUGUACAUAAGAUCAUUUGGUUAUUUAUUGUUCUAUAUGAUAAUGUUGAUUUUUUGUUUCUAUUUUUAACGAAGAUUUUGUGUUUAAUUUGUGGUGUGUGAAUGGAAAAAAAAAAAGACAAGCCAUCAUAACAUAUUUACUUUACGUAAGCUGCAGUCUGAUAGCAGCCUGUAGAAUGUACAUGACUGUAACGCACACUGGACUGUGAGUGCAAGCUCAGAGUCUUCUUGUUGCCUUUUCUACAAGCUAAUGGUUGGGUCACGUUGUGUCUUAGUGGAUGCCUUAAAGCCACAUAUAUUGGUACGUGGCAAAUAUGAGAACGCAGCAAUGUAUCCCUUAACCCUAACAAGGAUGGUAUGCAUGAAGCUUGCUGUGUGGUGUGAUAGACCUGUGUGUGUGUGUGUGUGUGUGUGUGUGUGGUGGUCAGGGACAGGCGCAGGGUGUUUACUGUCUGCAGCAGAUUUGUGUGUGUGUGUGUGUGUGUGUGGUGGUCAGGGACAGGCGCAGGGUGUUUACUGUCUGCAGCAGAUGUGUGUGUGUGUGUGUGUGUGUGUGUGUGUGUGUGUGCCACACGUGAUGUCUGCUGUCCUGUCACAGAACAAAAAGCUCUGUUUGAUCACGCUCCGGUUCCAAUGAAGGAAUUCUAACGUACUGUACAGUACAAAGUUGAAAGUGUAGGAGGUAUCCGGUUCAAUUUGAUUGUUUGUAUGAUUGUUUGUUUUGUUAAAUGAAGAAUAAAUCAUGAAAACUAA